AGACUACAGAGGAGGUUAAUCACUUGUGAAACGCAUAAACAGGAAAGGAGACCGGCAAAAGACUGGGUGAAACGCAAAUCCCGGAAGCCGCGCCGGUGGAACGCAAAGACAGGUCGGGCAGCCCAAGUCACGCUGGUGGAACGCGCUACGCGGAAAUAUCGCUGGUGGAACGCACUAAACGGAAGUGAUACCGAUGGAACCCACAGACAGGAAGCGGUGAUCUGUUAUUUUCAUUCCUAAUAAGCGUUCCUGAGUAAUACUGGCCGGUAUCCUGAGCACAUAAUCUGACUGACUCACAGAGGAUGGAGAGGGACAAGAAUUGCAGGACUGAGAGGAUAUUAAAUCUCACCCUGGAGAUCAUCUACCUGCUGACUGGGGAGGAUUAUAUUUCUUGGAAAAAAUCUGGUCAGACAAUAACACCCAGCAGCCAUCCCCGAGGACUGAGCAGGACCCAGAGCCCCAUCACGGUGCCUCCACCUCACUCACUGACACAUGAGAGAGACAAUGACCAGAAGAUCCUGGAACUCACCAACAAGAUCAUUCAGCUGCUGACUGGAGAGGAGGAGCUGGACUAUGUAGAAGGACACAAGGGCCUGUAUACAGAUAUAGCAAUGAAGAAUGACCAGACCUACGUAUCACUGGAUUUAUCAGAGACCUUCAACGAACCUGUACAGUACAAUGCUCCCAUUUCCCAUAUUAAGGAGGAACCAGUCUCAUGUGAUGGAGGAGACCACCCAAACACUGACAUGUAUACACCCACAGGUCAUACACAGUAUACAUCUACUCAUCUUAAGGAGGAACCAGUCUCAUGUGAUGGAGGAGACCUCGCACACACUGACAUGUCUACACCUACAGAUCAUACACAGUCUACAUCUACUCAUAUUAAGGAGGAUUCAGUCUCAUGUGAUGGAGGAGACCUCACACACACUGACAAUUAUACUCCCACAGAUCAUACACAAUAUACAUCUACUCAUAUUAAGGAGGAAUGUGCCUCAUAUGAGGAAGAAAAACUUGCAGUUCGUCCAAAAUGCAGAGAGAAUCUCAAUACAAGCCCAACGUGUGUCAAUCAGCAGGCAGUUGACACAGGAGUGACACCAUUUUGUUCUUCGGGAAGUGGUGGUGAAUGUGGACAACUUGAGGAUCAUCAAUGCAAUACACACGAGAGGCCAUUUUCAUGCUCUGAAUGUGGUAAAUGUUUCACACAGGAAAUGCAACUUGUGCGACAUCUGACCGUUCACACAGGAGGGAAACAGUAUUCGUGUCCUGAAUGUGGAAAAUAUUUUAGACAAAAUACAGAUCUGAAACGACAUUUACGAACCCACACGGGUGAGAAGCCAUUUUUUUGCACAGAAUGUGGUAAAUGUUUUAACAACAAAUCGUAUCUUUCCUUUCAUUUGAAAAGCCACUCGGGAGAGAAGCCAUUUUGUUGCACAGAAUGUGGUAAAUGUUUUAGCAACAAAGCGUACCUUACCAUUCAUCUGAAAAGCCACACGGGAGAGAGGCCAUAUUCCUGUCCCGAAUGUGGAAAACGUUUUACUCAAAAAUGCCGUCUUAAUGAGCAUUUGAACAGACACACGGGGGAGCGACCAUUUCCAUGUUCUGUGUGUGGUAAAGGUUUUACGCGGAAAUUUCACCUUGUCCAACACCAGACAAUUCACACAGGAGAGAAGCCGUAUCAUUGCUCUGAGUGUGGGAGACGUUUCAGACAGAGCUAUGCUCUGAAGCAGCACUUAACGUCUCACAUGGAUGAAAAGCCAUUUCCGUGUUCUUUGUGUGGGAAAUGUUUUCCCCGUAAGUCAGAGCUCUGUAAACAUGCUAAAGAACACGCUGGAAAGAAGCCAUAUUCUUGCUCUGAAUGUGGGAAAUGUUUUCCACAGCUGUCGUUGCUCACCCGACAUCAGACUGUUCACACAGGGGCGAGGCGUUAUUCCUGCUCAGAAUGUGGUAAGUGCUUUCAAAGGAAAGAUGUACUGAUUCGUCACUCACGAUGUCACACGGGAUAGAAGUCACUUCAUUGGACUGAGUGUGAGAAAUGUUUUCCGCUGAAUCUAAUCUUUGGAAAAACUGCAGAAUACACAUGGGAGAAAAACCAGUUGACUGUGCAGAAAGUUCUAGAUAUAAUGAAAAAUUCAUGAAUUAAAAAUAAAAACAGUAAAAAUA
Molecule: messenger RNA, 2160 nt
Organism: Pseudophryne corroboree (corroboree frog)
Lineage: Eukaryota; Metazoa; Chordata; Amphibia; Anura; Myobatrachidae
Product: zinc finger protein OZF-like
Exons: 5
Coding region: 303-2003 (566 amino acids)
Biological process (GO): regulation of transcription by RNA polymerase II
Cellular component (GO): nucleus
Molecular function (GO): sequence-specific DNA binding; DNA-binding transcription factor activity, RNA polymerase II-specific
Source: RefSeq, a predicted model, not a curated record